AAUUCAAUCAUUUUAGCAUUAUUAUUUACUCGGGUGUAAAAGCGUACAAGAACCUGAAAAUAAAUCUGAGAUUUUGAGUCACUUUAAUUUAAAACACAAGUUUAAUACUGCUAUUUGUCGAUGAUGAUGAUGAUGAUGAUGAUGAGCACCAAAAAAGGAGGAAGUGAUCACUACAAAAAUCAAACAUCGUUCUUUAAACCCGCCGUUCCGCCAUGCUGAUUAAAAACAACAAAAACGUUGAUGUGUGUUUAGGGAGAAGCCAGUGUGUCCACGUCUCACACCCCUUGCAGUGUUUUCCGGGAUGGUUAGUGUAGCCUGCUCCGGCUACGCUCUGUGUGUGUGUGUGUGUGUGUGUGUGUGUGUGUGUGUGUGUGUGUGUGUGUUUUCAGUGUUCAGUGUUCGGGCAUCCCCCCAUGGUCAAGGACGAGGAUGUGCUGGUGUAGUGGGAGAGGAAGUGGAUGAGGGGUCCGGGUGAAACAUCCAGUCCCGACACGGUUGAAAGAGUGUCAUAACUGCGUGCCUUGGCUUUUGAAUUUUGGUUUUUAUUCCAUUUUUAUUUAUUUAUUUAUUUGUCCGCGUUUCACACGCGAAGUUGACGCAGUGAGUUCAGCCGUGGCUCAGGACGCUGGGACACUGCGGCUGGAGUGUGGGACCACCCCGGGAUUUCAGCGCAGGCCUCUGAAUGAAGUGAGCUCAGAUGGACCGCAUGAAGAUCAUUAAGCGACGCUUGUCUAUGAGCCUGCGCAGUGCCCGGCCUGUGGACGAAAACCUGUCAGAGCUUGCAGAACACGGAGCAGCUGAUGAGCCACCUACGUCACGGGAAAAUGAGUCCAUGGUUUGCCCCGUGCCCCCUCCCGCAUCCCAAAGUGCCCCUUCGUUCUUGCGCCACUAUGCAGGGGGCUUGGGGCGCGGCGCGAUGCGUAGAGAUGGCCUGGACCGACCCUACCUUUCUCUUCACCGGACUGGCUCUCUUGGCAUAGUGCAUGAAAAUGUGAAAAUGGGGUCUGAUGGAGAGAGUGAUCAGGCAUCAGGGACUUCAUCCGAUGAGGUACAGAGUCCUGUCCGAGUGCGAAUGCGUAACAACCACUCACGGCGUAUCUGCAAUGAGGACAUUAAUAAGCGUCUAUCACUGCCGGUGGAUAUCCGUUUGCCGGAGGGGUAUCUAGAAAAAUUUGCUAUGAACAGUCCUCCUUUUGACAAACCCUUGAGUCGGAGGCUACGGCGAGCUUCAUUGUCUGAAAUUGGCUUUGGGAAACUGGAGACAUACAUCAAAUUGGACAAACUCGGAGAAGGAACCUACGCAACAGUGUACAAGGGCCGCAGUAAACUGACUGAUAAUCUGGUGGCUCUGAAGGAGAUUCGACUGGAGCAUGAAGAAGGUGCACCAUGCACAGCUAUUCGUGAAGUAUCCCUCCUGAAGGAUUUAAAACAUGCAAACAUCGUCACUCUUCAUGACAUCAUCCACACAGACAAGUGCCUAACGCUGGUUUUUGAGUACCUGGAGAGGGAUCUAAAGCAGUACAUGGAUGACUGUGGGAGCAUCAUGUGCGUUCAUAAUGUCAAAAUCUUCCUCUUUCAGCUGUUGCGAGGACUAGCAUAUUGCCAUCGCCGCAAGGUUCUACACAGGGACUUGAAACCUCAGAAUCUGCUUAUUAAUGACAGGGGAGAGCUCAAACUUGCUGAUUUCGGUUUGGCUCGAGCCAAGUCUGUCCCUACUAAGACAUAUUCUAAUGAGGUGGUCACACUCUGGUACAGACCCCCGGAUGUGUUACUAGGAUCAACUGAGUACUCCACUCCUAUUGACAUGUGGGGGGUUGGCUGUAUAUUCUAUGAGAUGAUUACAGGACGGCCUCUGUUCCCCGGGUCUACAGUAGAAGAUGAACUUCAUCUUAUAUUUCGCAUCCUUGGCACUCCUACAGAGGAGUCUUGGCCAGGGGUCAGUACCAGUGAAGAGUUCAGGAACUAUAACUUCCCUCGAUAUCGCCCUGAACCUCUUGUCAAUCAUGCACCCAGGAUAGACAGUGAUGGCGAUGACUUAAUUAUGCAGUUGUUAAAGUUUGAGGCAAGGCAGCGUAUCUCAGCAGAAGAAGCUCUAAGGCAUCCCUAUUUCAAGUGUUUGGGGGAGCAAGUACAGCAUCUGCCUGACACGGCCUCUAUAUUCUCGGUGAAGGAGAUCCAGCUUCAGAAGGACCCUGGAAAACGUACAAUAACAUACUCUGAGUCAGCAAUGCCCCAUAAGAUGGGUCCCAUGCGUUUGGAAUAUUUGCAGAGAGAAGGAGUAAAGUUGAACCCAGCUCCCUCUUCCCCCUCUACUGGCUGACUCGUUAUACCACUCUGCCCAGGGGAAGUCCCGUCGACAGAGUGUAUUGUUCUAGAAACGGGCCCUAACAGAUGACAUGACACCUAUUGCACAGAAUACUUUACCCACCACAACACAGGAGGAAAAGUCUGAAAACUUGCACCACAUGGAGGAGGGAAAAGUCUUACAAACACUUGAUUUGAGGAAGUCUUUACUACACAGUCAAGAAACAGGAUUGCACUUCAGUACAAACGAAUAGCUUCACUCAUAACACACACAACUUGUGAAGGGAUGUGAGAAUCAUCUGCAGCUGCUCAUAAGGAUGCAUACAUUUAUUCCUAUAAUCGAAUAAAUGAAGAGGAGACAAAUCGAGAACUCUUGCAUCACACAGAUGGGAUAGUAAUAUACUUUAAUCCAGGUCAUGCUGCGUAGCCCUUUUUUGUUUCUAUAAAACUUAGCAGUAUACCUCAUUCCUCUCCAUGCAUCCAACAUUCAUUUACCUAUGUGGUUGUCCAUGUUAAUGUGUAUAUCGGCAUGCUGGGAAGAUUAGUCAGGAGUCUCUUGUGCUUAUAGUUGCAUUAUGUUUAAAUAUUGCCUUUUAAUAUUUUCAGUAAAAAAAAACUCUCCACCCAUACAUGACAUACAUACUGCUGUGUUGGUACGAACUGUGAUUUCAACUAACCCCAGCACCUUACACUAUUUAAGCUCAGGCUGUCUUCUGUAAAUUCAUAACUAACUAAUGACCUUGGAGAACUGGAAGCUGAAAGAAGACGUGGCACUGAAUUUCCACAGUGCUUGAUCAGCAAUGCUGUCUUUAUAGUGUGCACUACAUGACAAUUUUGAACACUUCUGAGCCUGUUUUGGAUGCUGUCAAAACAGAAAGGGGUAUUAUAAGACUGAAGAGUAUUAUGCUACUUUGAUGUGCUCACUAGGUGGAGUACUCAUUGCUUAUUAACUAUUUGAUUUUUUCCUCAAACCUCAUGCUCUCUGAGCAUUCAUUGUUUAUUAUACUGUGCCCUCCAUUAUUAUUCGUACCAUUUGUGGAAAUGAGCAAAAAUGACUAUAUAAAAGGAAUACUGCAUGCAAUAACACGAUGUUUUGAGCUCAAACCUACAGCGAUAAUUUGUAGUUUGUUUGUUUUGUUUUUUUUUGAUGUUUUAAAUGUUUUUCUGUUUUUUUUCUAGCAUUCAGUGUUUUAAGUAGGGCACAUUUUCUAUAAAAUGCUGCUUUCAGAAUGAUCAGCAUCCAUCAAGUUAAUAGUUUGUGACUUAUAACGGUCUCUUCCUUUAAUAUCUACUAAAGUUGCAAACACUUGAGAGGGUUUUGGUUCACUCAGUCCAGUUUAUCAGUCCACAGGUUUUUUAGUGGAAUUGUUUUUCAGUAAUCAUUCCUGUGUUGAUUUAGAAAGUCUGAAUGUCCUGGCAAAAUCAGCAAGGGAUGUGCAGACUGCAAAUUCAGAGGAUUUUAAACAGAUAUGGGACAAGAUGUGUUGUGUGACAUCAUCACAACACUCAAUCAACCAAAGUCUUUGAUUCACAUGUGUUAAACAUGAGUAUAGCUAUCAAAGAAAGUAAUUACAUACGCAUAUUCACUGGUCGGAUUUUAAAAGAAUAAGCUUGCUUGCAGUUUUGCCAAUUCAGGUAGAUUUCUGCAAAAAAGAAAGUUACAAAAAUACAAGUUGCAAUUUUGAAAAAAUGCUUUAGCAAAUCAAGCACUUUUGACCUCAACAAUCAGAAAAAAAAAAACAGACAACCCCAGUGAAAUCCUGGAGGGACUGCGACUGCACCUGCACAAGAGCCCCAAAUCAAUGAUCCGCAACUUUUUUGAGUCACAUGCUCAGAUAGUGUAUAAAUGCAUGUUGGCAUAUAUGCUGAUUGUAUGAAUGAACAAAACAUUUGAUUUUGAUCUCAUCUGACCAUGACACACAAUGCCACUUGUAGUUCUAAUAACAUUGGUGAAGUUCAGACAAUCAUUUUGUGUUUUGGAAAGGGCUUUUUUUGUUGCAAACCUUCCAAAGACCUUGUUAUGAAAGCAGUGUUUCGGAUUUGACAAUCAAAAAUGUAAUUGUAAAAUUGAUAUUUGACCUUAUAUUAUAUAUAUAUAUAUAU
This is a messenger RNA of Hemibagrus wyckioides, 4407 nucleotides long. Its product is annotated as cyclin-dependent kinase 17-like. Gene Ontology annotation, molecular function: ATP binding; protein kinase activity. Gene Ontology annotation, cellular component: nucleus; cytoplasm; synaptic vesicle. The transcript is spliced from 18 exons. Bases 698 to 2320 code for a protein of 540 amino acids. The record is from RefSeq and is a predicted model, not a curated record. Gene Ontology annotation, biological process: exocytosis; neuron projection development; protein phosphorylation. Lineage: Eukaryota; Metazoa; Chordata; Actinopteri; Siluriformes; Bagridae.